UAGAAUAGCACUGGCUCGGAGAGCUGCUCUCGCAUCGUGUGCUCGUUUCAUCCCUUUCGCGCGCGCGCUUUUCAAAAAAACAUACAAAAAACACAAACUUUGCGGCGUUCUUUUUGCCACCAGCGAUAACAUACUCUAAUUGAAUGUUCAAACAUUAAAAAUCGUCAUAUCCGUACAGAUCAAUCGGUGAGGAUUAAUAUAACAACGAAACUCUUAGGCAGUGAUCAACCAAUUGCAAAUCAACAUCUUGAUGUGAUUGCCAAUUAAAUUUCCACGUCUCGCGCCCAAUUAAAGUGAGCAGUGAACUAAUCACCGGCAGUGCGCAUUUCUUCGUAUCCAGCUGCAGUGUAAGCAGCAAUUAAGUUUUGUGAUUGAACUUCAGGUUCAGGCAUCACAAAACGGGUGUCUAAGUUUUAUUGGUGUGUGUGUGUGCGCGCACAAGCUCGCGAUCGUUUGCAUAAAUGAAUAACAACGGCACAACGAUGUCUGACUAUGAACGCAUCCGCCUGGUGAUUCUAGGCGGUGCAGGUGUUGGCAAAAGCUGCAUUGUCAAGCGUUUUCUUACCAAUACCUACUCGGAUAAGUACCGCAGUACAGUCGAGGACUUAUACAACCGUGAAUAUGAUCUUGGGCACAUGACUCUGAAGGUGGAUAUAUUGGAUACGGCUGGAGAUAUGCAGUUUCCUGCAAUGCGGCGAUUGUGUAUGGCUACCGCGCAUGCGUUUUUGUUGGUUUACGCUGUCACAUCAGCGCCAUCUUUUACAUGCGUCAAGCAGUGUUUUGAGGAAAUUCGGGAAGCGCGGGCUGAUUUUCAAGAAAUACCGAUUGUCGUCGCUGGAAAUAAGCUGGAUCUUACUUCUACACACAGAGAGGUUAGGAUUGAAGAUGUCAGCGAGUGGGUUUUCUGUGAAUUACCAAAAUUGAGAGUAAAAGUGUUGGAAUGCUCUGCUAAAGAUGAUAUUAACAUCAAAGAAAUUUUCCGUACUUUCCUCACCCUCUCCCGGAUACUUCCCCGAGACGCCGACGACAGUGGCGGGUUGAAAAGAAGAUCGAGCGCAUAUUUAUCUUCAUCCAAAGGUAACCGUCGGACGGUGAGUCCUGCACCUGAUCGCGCUGGAGGCGAAAGCAGCGGUAGUCAAGAACCGUCACGAGCCAAGCCACGCUCCAGGUCGCUGAUACGACGCGCUAGUCGUAAGACUAAACAGCAGAUUCGUGAUGCACACAGCGCCGUCGAAGAGUGCAACGUUUCGUAGACAGCGACACACUGCACAUGCGCCCUAGCCCAAAACAAGAAAACGCCCCGACCACGUUUGCUCCAUCGAUGACGCUUACUCGUUUAUUAAGCUACACGUGUACAAGAAAAUUACAGUAAAUUAACUUAGCGCUAAGUAAGCAGUAAGUAAGUAAGUACCUACACGUAAUACUCGUUAGGAAUUUAGGGUAUAAGAGGGUGAAAGUUAGCUGCCUGACAAACAAGAUUAAAAUUUUCGAACAAAAAACACAACACAGAAAUAAUUUUGCCGCGGAAGAAAAUCAUUAAAAACUUUUCCAGAAUAAAUAUUCUUAGAAAUGAUCUCGAAAAAUGCUGCAAACAAAGUGCAUGCGGAAGUAAUCAGAGUGAACAACUUAAAUGGCGCACUUACAUCAGACGCGAAUGAGAAUUAAGGUAAAACUUGAGAAAAAGCAAGCAAUUCUUUUGUUUUCUUUUAAAGCUUUGAGAAAAGUCGUUAGUAAGCCUGAGUGGCAUCGCGAGGCAUGAACAAAAGUGCAUUGUGGAUUGUCAUUAAUUUUUAUUAGUAUUCCUACGUCUUUAAUGGUAAUAUUUUAGUUUGAAGCUUUUAGAGCGAAAAUUGCUUGCUAUAAACGACUUUUUUCCUCAAACGCAGCAAGAUGUGUCAAGUGACGAAAACGAAUUGACUUUUUUUCCAUCGCGACCUUUACUUUUGUAAAUUUUUUACUUCAUGCGACAUUUUCAUCUCAAUUCUUUUUGUAAGACGUCAAAAAUUAAUUCAGGAACUUUUUGCGGCUUCAGUUCACCGCAGGCAUUUAUUGGAACAAAACGAAUCGAUGAAAAUAAGUAUAAGUGGUAUCAGGUUUGGAAGCGUAGCGAAAACAAAACGUUGGUAAACACACCUCGGUUUUAUUUGCGCACAAAUUCGACGAGGCGAAAGAAAACACGCAAGAUUACGCUACGUCGUUGUUCACACUGAUACUACAACCUAAUCGGAUCAAUCGUAGCGUGCGCAACCAACAUCUCUAUUAUUAUCUAGAAUUACUGAUAUCGGCGAUUACAUUCGUGCGCACUUGGUAUUUGGAGCAUUCACUAAAACCACCUAAACUGUAAUCAGGAACCAAAUCAAGAACGAUAGCACUAUUGUUAUUUAAACACAAAGAAAUUAGAGUAUUGCAUAAUCGUGUGAACGACGCUCAUCGCUAAAUUUAAAUCUGUGACUUAGUGCGAAUAACAUUAAUGUGUUAACUUGCAUUAGUGUACAAUAAAUAUUUAAAUAUAGAAAGAUUUAGUUCAAUAUGAGUAUAUAACCAAAAUUCAAAGAUUAAAGUUAAAUAUUUUGUAAAUAUAAAAAUUAUAAUCAUGUUGAAACUAACUUUUAACAUGUAGAAAUCCAGAAAUUACAUGAUUAUGAAUAUAAAUAGCAACCACGUACGUCCAGUUUAAAGAUAACAUUUUAAUUAAUUAAUUUUUUAUGAUUAUUUUUACAGAGGAGAUUCGUUAAGACUAACAAGGAAAAGAAAAGUUAAAAAAUUCACUCAUAACAUAACCUAACUUGAGUUAACCUAACUUUAAAGUGUUACAAUUGACGAAUCUCCUUCACUUUUGAAGGCUUUCAUUACAAAGCUUUAUGAUCUGUCUGUAGGUGCAUAUUGUACAUAGUAGUGGUUACAAUAAUUAAUGUAAACUAUAAAUAUUCACUUAUUAUCCUUGAUUUGUACUUACAAACCAUAAUAAUCUACACAAAUUGCAAGUAACUGGUAGGAAUUGAUUUGUAUUAAACUAUAACACUUAAACUAAUAACUAUAACACAAAACACACACAUAGAAACGAAUUUUCUCUUGGUGUGACCUUUAUCAAUAUAUAAUCAACUAAUAGAAGCGAUUUGUUUUCGAUGUACAUUGAUUUGCAAGUAAAUACUUGAAUAAUAAUCAAAAUGAAAGGCUUCAAUUCGCCGAAUAAGUUAAGCUAAACUUUAAUUCUUGUUUUAGCGUAGUCUUUAGCCCAUAGCGCAAUAUAAACUAAUCUAAUAUAUUAAUGAUAGAGUGUGUUCUGUUGUUGAUGAAAAUCAAUUAAGAUGAAUCACGUUCAGUCGCUUGCAACAUGAGGAAAAAAAACUUUGCGUGCAUUGAGUAAAUGAGUAGAUACGUAAUAAGUUUAUAAGGGAAUGAAUGUGAGCGAGCGAGCACGUAGCGUGGCGUUUAGCUCCCGCCUGGAGCAUAGGGCGGUUUCCCUUGACGCUUAUUAAUAAAUCUUUAUGACUGUCCCGCAUUUCUAAUUAUCGCGAGUGAAUGCGGCACGUACGCAGUAAGAAAGCGCUUCUUUGAAUUUGCCAAUCAAAGCGAAAAACACUGAAUUCAAACUGGAAAUUUCCAACUUUCGACAUAAUUACGUUAGGCGUGUGCAAAUGUUUACGCUGAAAUUUAAUUUCAUGACUUUUCGGUUUUGGAAAUGUGUUUAUCGCAACAAUUUCAAAGAAACACACAAGUUGAAAUCUUAUAAUUUACUCAUAACAUCAAAAGACAUCACAAUUAUGACUGUUUAACACGAUAACCAUAUCAAUAUCAAUGGUAACUAUCGAAAAUGAUGGAAUUUUCAAAAUAAUUAAGUGUUUACACCCAAAAAUAUCCGAAUUAUCGAUGUCAAACAAUCAAAAAUAACGAAAUACUUUAGUCGGUGUUAUAACAAGCACUUAACAGCUGUAGAUGUGCAGAUUUGAUGUGAACAAGUUACCAGCAAACCUCCCCUGACUAUAAUACUGCACUUUAAUGUGUUAAUAACUCUUAAUCAAGGCGUUGAUCAAGUAUAAAGCGUAUGCAAAGUAUAAAAAAAAACGAAUUAAAUGUAACCCGGAACCACAUUUUUAUAUGUGUAAGAAUUUUAUAUAUUGCGUCAAGUCCCAAAUCAAAUUCGAUGGUGGAUAUUUUAUAUGAAUUUAAUAAAAAAGAUUCCUACAUGAGGCGUACUCGUAUUUAGUUCUGUAGCGUUUAGCGAGUUAAAAAUGUAAACGUUAGUUGAAAAAAAAAACAAGCAAAAAACAAAAUAAGGAGAACGAGAUUGAACAAAAACAAAAAAUUUAAUGGUGUAUAAGGUGUGGCGUUGAUAUUGACGAUGUAUUAACAUAAAAUACGCUUAAAUAUAUUAUAAAAAUUGUUUAUACAUAAUUUACGAGUAUUAUAUACCUUAUAUUAAUACCUGUAUAUGAUAGUAAUUUAUAUCGAUAUAAAGUAUUAUAAAUAUAAAUGUAAAUUUAGCAGGGUGUAUCACCGACUGAGAGUGUCUUUAAUUUUGUUACAGUAUUUUUAUUUGUGUUGUGAAAUCAAAACAAAAAAAAAUCUGCAUAUUUAAGGAAAUAGUUUUGAAAUCAAUGUUUGAGUUGUGGUAUAAGUGCCGAGCGCGUCAUUCCAUCGUUACCAAAUAGUCGUGAAUAAAGUAUUAUACGCAUGGAAUAUAUUUAUAAUAAAUUAAAUCAAACAUAACAUUGUAUAAUCGAUGAAAGACGCCAAGUGAUGAUAAAUAAAAAUAAAAUUAUAUAAAAAUCAAAACAA
Molecule: messenger RNA, 4779 nt
Organism: Dalotia coriaria
Lineage: Eukaryota; Metazoa; Arthropoda; Insecta; Coleoptera; Staphylinidae
Product: GTP-binding protein Di-Ras2
Exons: 3
Coding region: 462-1253 (263 amino acids)
Molecular function (GO): GTP binding; GTPase activity
Source: RefSeq, a predicted model, not a curated record